UUUCAUAUCCGCAAGAUCUCGUUGACCAUCUACGGUGAAGCCCAAUUCCAUCUCUUUAUCUCUUUGUUUCCCCCAUGCAGUCUCUGCAGAUUAAUCCUGCAGUGCCUUCUAGAUUCAGAUGCCAAGCAUCGCCAUUGAACCCAUUAACAAAACCCUGCAGUACUACAGCUUCAACUCAACUGCUAAAACCAAAUAAUACUUGCAACGAUUCGACGGCGCUACAUUUAUCCAACCUUGAAAAUCUCCUUCAAAAAAUAAUCCCAGAAUCAAUCGAACUUGACACACGACAUAAAAAUUCCAACAAUGGCUCUUUGGAAAAUAAGGGGAAAAAUCUUUUGGAAAGUCUCAACCUGGCUAGACUUUGGCCUGAAACGAAAGCGGCUGAAGAAAUGUCACCGCGACACCUAUACAACCUCCAACGCUUGCUAUCAAAAACAGCUGAAUAUUCUCCAAGGAACAAUCUUGGUUCACGGUGGUGGGAAUAUCACGGGAGUAAAGAUUGGGCCGGUUUACUUGACCCACUCGAUGAGAACUUAAGGCGAGAGGUGGUGAGAUAUGGAGAAUUUGUGCAAGCAGCUUAUCAUUGUUUCCAUUCGAAUCCCGCCACGUCUCCGGAAGAAGCUCGAGCGCCCAGAUACGUGGCCUCGCCCGAUAGGUCUUAUAAGGUGACCAAAAGUCUCUACGCAACAUCAUCGGUCGGAUUACCCAAGUGGGUCGAUGAUGUUGCACCGGAUCUUGGUUGGAUGACCCAACGGUCAAGUUGGAUAGGAUAUGUGGCGGUUUGUGACGAUAAGGGAGAAAGCCAACGGAUGGGACGGAGAGACAUAGUAAUCGCCUUACGUGGGACUUCCACGUGUCUUGAAUGGGCUGAGAAUGUUAGAGCUCAACUUGUACAGAUGCCGGGAUCCGAUGACUCGGUCCAUGGAGAUUCGAAAGUUGAAUGCGGAUUCUUGAGUUUGUACAAGACACGUGGAACUCACGUGCCUAGCCUGGCCGACUCUGUGGUCGAAGAAGUGAAAAGACUGAUGGAACUAUACAAAGGUGAAACCCUUAGCAUUACAGUGACAGGCCACAGCCUGGGUGCAGCCUUGGCGUUAUUAGUCGCCGACGAGCUGAGCACAUGCGCAGCCAACGUUCCACCGGUUGCAGUAUUCUCUUUCGGCGGGCCUCGGGUUGGGAAUCGGGGCUUCGCUAAUAGGAUUGAUGAAAAUAAUGUUAAGGUGUUAAGAAUUGUGAACAACCAAGAUGUGAUAACUAGAGUUCCAGGCAUAUUCAUUGGUGAGGGGACAAACAAAAAGGAGACAAAUACAACUGUUACGAAGGUGCUGAAAGUGCUAGACAACAACAACCCGUUAGCAUAUUCACACGUUGGAACAGAGUUACGAGUGGAUACAAAAAUGUCUCCAUAUCUAAAGCCCAAUGCGGAUGUUGCAUGUUGCCACGACCUGGAGGCUUAUCUACACUUGGUGGAUGGGUUCUUGGCAUCAAACUGUCCAUUCAGAGCAAACGCUAAGAGAAGUCUAGUGAAGUUGAUGAACGAACAGGGACCUAAUGUUAAAAAAUUGUAUACAAAUAAGUUGAAUAAUUUAAAUCCUGAAAGGGUAGCCAUACCCUCCUCUGGUUGUCUGCCGAGUCCAUCUUAACUUAAAUAACUGUAAACAAUGAGAGAGGGCAUAUUUAUGCUUAGGAUAUAUACAAAAUAUUCAUAUUAUCAUUUUAUACGGAUGUUAAUUUGUUGAAUUUGGAUAA
This is a messenger RNA of Mangifera indica (mango), 1749 nucleotides long. RefSeq names its product phospholipase A1-Ibeta2, chloroplastic-like. The transcript has a single exon. Bases 75 to 1643 code for a protein of 522 amino acids. Gene Ontology annotation, molecular function: glycerophospholipase activity. The record is from RefSeq and is a predicted model, not a curated record. Lineage: Eukaryota; Viridiplantae; Streptophyta; Magnoliopsida; Sapindales; Anacardiaceae. Gene Ontology annotation, biological process: lipid metabolic process.